Messenger RNA from Colletotrichum abscissum, 231 nucleotides. RefSeq lists its product as uncharacterized. Bases 1 to 231 code for a protein of 76 amino acids. The record is from RefSeq and is a predicted model, not a curated record. The transcript has 2 exons. Lineage: Eukaryota; Fungi; Ascomycota; Sordariomycetes; Glomerellales; Glomerellaceae.
AUGAAGGAUUCUAUGCAAGAUCCAUUUGCUGUUUCGUCUCUUUCUUGUCGGCAGCCACCUGCAGCCACCUUAUGUAACUCCAGCACCAUUGUAAGCAGUCGCUUACUUUUUGAUUUGUGCCUGGGCCAUGAUAUUUGUAUUCAGACGGGCUUCGUAUAUUGCACAAUGGUAGAAACAAAGGGCCUUGUCCGCAAUACGGCAUGUACAGCCAUUUUUACUCGUCUUUCAUGA